Messenger RNA from Drosophila pseudoobscura, 1023 nucleotides. RefSeq lists its product as uncharacterized. The transcript has 2 exons. The record is from RefSeq and is a predicted model, not a curated record. NCBI's taxonomy places the organism in Eukaryota, Metazoa, Arthropoda, Insecta, Diptera, Drosophilidae. Bases 1 to 510 code for a protein of 169 amino acids.
AUGUUUAGUUCAGUUCUGAUCUUGGUCCUGGGAACCCUUGUCAGCCUUCACGGUAUAGCAGUCAUCACAGCGGCGGAUGCCGCUACCUCCAGUGGAACAAAUCUGGGAUUGAUCACCAUACCGUCGCAGGCGCAAGUAUGCUCGUGCUCGCUGUCAUUGUCCUGCAGCUGUUGCCAAAGCGUUGUAGUGAACGCUGUCAAUACAACCAAGACUCUGUGCCUGACAUUCAAGAUUAGCGUACUAAGUGGGUCAGUAGAUGUAGGUGUCACCAUGGAUGGAAAUUCGAUGACAAAGUUCACCAUCAGCACUGCGUCACCACCCACAUUCUGCCUGCCAGUGCUCUCGUUAGUAACGCCUCUGGACAUGUGCCUCAAGCUGAACAUAAAGAUGGCUGGGCUGUCUGGAAUCCAGGCUUGCCCGACAUUCUAUUCCAGCUAUGAUAGCAGCAACGUUGUCAGCUAUGAUUUUCCGUGCAUUCAGCUGGGCUUGGAUGGAGUAAGCCUGGUGUGAAAGAAACAGGCGGAAACAUUUGUUUUGCUUUGAUGGUUUAUUUUUCUUUAUAUAGGAUGUAUUACAUUCUUUGCAGUAAGCCAUAGAAAUUCAUAUGUACAAAUGUUAUUGGUCAAAUGCACGAGGGAAAUGAACCGCAACACAAAUAAAAUUAGGGAGAUGAUUUUGUUGACAGCUAAGCUCGUCUUAAGGGCUACAAUUACAAUCGAAUUAAACGUUGAACCCGCUAUGCCUGAACCCGGAGGCUUACAUACGAAACGAUUUACAAUAGACUUACAACUGAAGAUCACAAAGGCCUCCCACCUAACCACACGAGAGCCUAUAGUUUGGCCUUAAAGAUUCUACCGAUUAGAUUAGAUUAGGUUGGGCUGGUUGGAUUAUAUUGAUUAUACUCGUAUUGAGGUAAGUAAAUAUGUUAUGCCUUAUUUUUGUAUUGCCUUGAAAUCACUUAAAAGCUGUUUUUGUCGGUUUCGAAAAUAUUCAUAGGACUUUCAACGAGAUUUCAAGAAAUAC